CCCUGUGAGUGAAAGUGAAGAUUAAGCUGAAUUUCCGAGGGAGAAAGUUCAAGACUUGAACCAAAAGUGUGUGGUUCAAUAGUAGACGUUAUUAACUAUGUUUGUUCUCUCGUGUAUGAAUACACCCAAAGAUAUCAUCCUCUUCAACGGUGCCUCUCAAUCUUCAAUCGCCUUGACGCUUUUAUCUCUCUGAACGUAUAUACACUUAGUAUACCUAUACCUCUAGUUCUCUUCUGAAGUCUUCUUUGUGAGGGACCUCCCUUUUUUUAUGCUUCGUCUGCAAGCAAUGAGCUGGCGACGAGUCGCGAAGACUGUGCAGGCUCUCGCUGCCCACAGUUCUCUAUUCUGCUUCUCGGUUCUUCUUGUUCUCAAGCUCGAUCACUCCGUUUCUUACUCCUGGUGGGUAAUUUUCUUUCCGCUUUGGUUAUUCCAUGCAGUUGUUGCCAGAGGAAGAUUCUCCUUACCAGCUCCAUCAAUUCCUCAUGGCCGAGAUUGGGCUCCAUGUCAUGCUGUUAUUGCCGUCCCAUUGCUUGUGUCAUUUGAACUGCUGCUUUGUAUACAUCUUGAGAGUCUGUAUGUAAAUGGCUUUGAAGCUGUGAGCUUAAAGAUUGUAUUCCUCCCGCUGUUGGCACUUGAGAUAACCAUUCUUGUUGACAACUUCAGAAUGUGUAAGUCCCUUUUGCCAGGAGACGAUGAAACCUUGAGCGAUGGAGCAAUAUGGGAAACACUUCCUCAUUUCUGGGUGGCGAUCUCCAUGGUUUUCUUCCUGGCUGCUACUUUGUUCACACUUCUUAAGUUGUGUGGUGGUGCCAAUGCAUUAGGAUGGUGGGAUUUAUUUGUAAAUUUUGGGAUUGCUGAAUGCUUUGCAUUCCUUGUUUGUACAAAGUGGUCAAAUCCUUUAAUUCAUAACAAUUCUCAUAGACAAGAGACCAGCUCUUCCUCUUCGACAAUAAGAUAUCUAGACUGGAACAGUGGCCUCGUAGUUUCAUCUGACGAUCAUUCUACUGAUAGAUUAUGUGCUCUUUCGGAUAUUGGUGGCCAUAUUAUGAAGAUCCCAAUUAUUGGUUUUCAAAUCCUUCUUUGCAUGCAUUUGGAGGGAACGCCUUCUGGUGCUAGAUAUAUCCCACUUCCAAUUGUGUUCUCUCCUCUACUUCUACUGCAAGGUGUUGGGGUUCUGUUUGCUGCAUCGGGAUUGAUAGAAAAAAUCAUUUGUUUCCUUCAUGUAGGAGUUGUCAGUGGACAGUAUUUUAGUGUUUCUUCAAAACUACAGGACUGUUUUGGAUUCUUUUAUGAUGGAUCCAGGCUUCUUGGUUGGUGGUCAAUUGAUGAUGGUACUAAAGAGGAGAAAGCUCGACUUUUUCAAGAGGGUGCCUCUAGUUACAACACUUUUUGUGGUUAUCCUCCUGAAAUAGUUAAGAAAAUGCCAAAGAAGGAUCUUGCUGAGGAGGUUUGGAGACUUCAGGCUGCUCUCGGUGAGCAGACAGAAAUCACAAAAUUUAGCCAACAGGAGUUUGAAAAGCUUCAAAAUGCUAAGGUUUUAUGUAAAAUAUGUUAUGAGCGAGACAUUAGUGUGGUUCUCCUACCUUGCAGACAUCGAGGAUUAUGCAGCUACUGUUGUGAUAAGUGCAAGGAAUGCCCAAUUUGUCGCGUUGUAGUUGAAGAAUGGUUACCCGUAUAUGAUGUGUAACUUGAAAUAUCAUCAGCUAACUUUUUUUUUCAUUUCUGAAUAAAAGAUUUAUAGAGAAACUUUGUUAGAAGUUUAGAUAUAAUAGACAGUUUAACAUUGUACUGAUUUAACCCACAAAUAGGAGGAUAAAGAACAAGUAGAUGUUAUGACAGAUUGAUGUUUUUUCUUUGUAAAUGUAAUUUUCUUUUAUGGGUUGAAAUUGCAGUAAGAGCUUCAUUGUAUGUUACUGUUUGACUUAUGUAUAUAAAGCUCACAUAUUUAUUAGUGCCAA
Messenger RNA from Impatiens glandulifera, 1958 nucleotides. RefSeq lists its product as uncharacterized. The transcript is spliced from 15 exons. Lineage: Eukaryota; Viridiplantae; Streptophyta; Magnoliopsida; Ericales; Balsaminaceae. The coding region runs from base 269 to 1687 and encodes 472 amino acids. The record is from RefSeq and is a predicted model, not a curated record.